Molecule: messenger RNA, 7339 nt
Organism: Mesocricetus auratus (golden hamster)
Lineage: Eukaryota; Metazoa; Chordata; Mammalia; Rodentia; Cricetidae
Gene: Kidins220
Product: kinase D interacting substrate 220
Exons: 31
Coding region: 181-5529 (1782 amino acids)
Molecular function (GO): protein binding
Source: RefSeq, a predicted model, not a curated record
AGUCUCCGGAAAAUGGCCGCCGGGCGUGGUACCGGCUCGGCGCUCGCAGCUGCGCGCUCUCGGCGUCGUGUCCUCUGACAAGGUCUGAGGCGCGGCCAGCCGGUUCUGCCGAGCCCAGGGCGCCGUUCCGGGCCAGGCUGUGAUACGGUGAAAUAAAGUCGGCUGUAGAUUCCUGAGAAAAUGUCGGUUCUGAUAUCACAGAGUGUGAUAAAUUAUGUGGAAGAAGAAAACAUUCCUGCCCUGAAAGCUCUUCUGGAGAAGUGCAAAGACGUGGACGAGAGAAAUGAGUGCGGCCAGACUCCCCUGAUGAUAGCUGCUGAACAGGGCAAUGUGGAGAUAGUGAAAGAGCUGAUUAAGAAUGGAGCCAACUGCAACCUGGAAGAUCUGGACAACUGGACAGCACUUAUAUCCGCAUCUAAAGAGGGGCACAUCCACAUCGUGGAGGAACUGCUUAAGAGUGGGGCCAAUCUGGAGCACCGUGACAUGGGGGGAUGGACAGCUCUCAUGUGGGCGUGCUACAAAGGCAGGACUGAUGUUGUCCAGUUGCUUCUUUCUCACAAUGCCAACCCAAAUGUCACCGGUUUGCAGUACAGUGUCUACCCCAUCAUUUGGGCAGCAGGCAGAGGCCAUGCCGACAUAGUGCAUCUUCUGCUGCAGAAUGGUGCAAAAGUCAACUGCUCUGACAAGUAUGGAACAACCCCUUUGGUGUGGGCUGCCCGAAAAGGUCAUUUGGAAUGUGUGAAGCAUUUGUUGGCCAUGGGAGCCGAUGUUGAUCAAGAAGGAGCCAACUCGAUGACUGCACUUAUUGUGGCAGUGAAAGGUGGCUACACACAGUCAGUGAAAGAGAUUUUGAAGAGGAAUCCGAAUGUAAACCUGACUGACAAGGAUGGGAACACUGCUUUGAUGAUUGCGUCAAAGGAGGGACACACAGAGAUUGUACAGGACCUGCUGGAUGCUGGGACAUACGUGAACAUACCUGACAGGAGUGGGGAUACUGUAUUGAUUGGUGCUGUUAGAGGUGGUCAUGUUGAAAUUGUUCGAGCACUCCUCCAAAAAUAUGCUGAUAUAGACAUCAGAGGGCAGGACAAUAAGACUGCAUUGUAUUGGGCUGUUGAAAAGGGAAAUGCCACAAUGGUGAGAGAUAUUCUGCAGUGCAAUCCUGACACUGAAAUAUGCACGAAGGAUGGCGAGACACCACUGAUAAAGGCCACGAAGAUGAGAAAUAUCGAAGUGGUGGAGCUGCUGCUGGAUAAGGGGGCUAAGGUGUCUGCCGUGGACAAGAAAGGUGACACUCCCCUGCAUGUUGCCAUCCGAGGGAGGAGCCGGAGACUGGCGGAACUUCUUUUACGGAACCCCAAAGAUGGGCGGCUACUUUAUAGGCCCAACAAAGCAGGCGAGACUCCCUACAACAUUGACUGCAGUCACCAGAAAAGCAUUUUAACACAAAUAUUUGGAGCCAGACACUUGUCUCCUACGGAAACAGACGGCGACAUGCUUGGCUAUGAUUUGUAUAGCAGUGCCCUGGCAGACAUUCUCAGUGAACCUACCAUGCAGCCGCCCAUUUGUGUGGGGUUGUAUGCACAGUGGGGAAGUGGAAAGUCUUUCUUACUCAAGAAACUAGAAGAUGAGAUGAAGACUUUUGCAGGACAGCAGAUCGAGCCCCUUUUCCAGUUCUCAUGGCUCAUCGUGUUCCUCACCCUGCUUCUGUGUGGGGGGCUGGGUCUAGUGUUUGCUUUUACAGUUGAUACAAAUCUUGCCAUAGCGGUUUCAUUGAGUUUCCUGGCUCUCUUAUAUAUAUUCUUCAUUGUCAUUUACUUUGGUGGACGGCGGGAAGGAGAGAGUUGGAACUGGGCCUGGGCCCUCAGUACCAGACUGGCAAGACACAUUGGCUACCUGGAGCUCCUCUUCAGGCUGAUGUUUGUGAACCCACCUGAGCUUCCAGAGCAAACGACAAAGGCUUUGCCCGUGAGGUUUUUGUUUACAGAUUACAACAGACUGUCGAGUGUGGGUGGAGAGACUUCCUUGGCUGAAAUGAUUGCCACUCUCUCAGAUGCCUGUGAGAGAGAGUUUGGCUUUCUGGCUACCAGGCUUUUUCGAGUAUUCAAGACUGAAGAUACUCAGGGUAAAAAGAAAUGGAAAAAAACUUGCUGUCUCCCAUCUUUUAUCAUCUUUCUUUUCGUCGUGGGCUGCAUUAUUGCUGGAAUUACUCUUUUGGCUAUAUUCAGAGUUGACCCCAAACAUCUGACAGUCAAUGCUGUCCUCAUAUCAAUUGCAUCUGUCGUGGGGUUGGCCUUUGUGCUGAACUGCCGAACAUGGUGGCAAGUGCUGGACUCUCUCCUAAAUUCUCAGCGAAAACGCCUCCACAGUGCUGCCUCCAAACUGCACAAACUGAAAAGUGAGGGAUUCAUGAAAGUCCUGAAGUGCGAGGUGGAGUUGAUGGCCAAGAUGGCUAAAACCAUCGACAGCUUCACUCAGAACCAGACAAGGCUGGUGGUCAUCAUCGAUGGCCUGGAUGCCUGUGAGCAGGACAAGGUCCUGCAGAUGCUGGACACCGUCCGAGUUCUGUUCUCAAAAGGCCCCUUUAUUGCCAUUUUUGCAAGCGAUCCUCACAUUAUUAUAAAGGCCAUCAACCAGAACCUGAACAGUGUGCUUCGUGAUUCAAAUAUAAAUGGACACGACUAUAUGCGCAAUAUAGUUCACUUACCAGUUUUCCUUAAUAGUCGUGGCCUUAGCAGUGCAAAGAAGUAUCUUGUAACUUCAGCAACAAAUGGGGACAUUUCAUGCCCAGAUACCACAGGGGUGCAGGAGGACGCCGACAGAAGAGUUUCACAGAACAGUCUUGGGGAGAUGACAAAGCUUGGGAGCAAAACAGCUCUCAACAGAAGGGAUACUUACCGCAGAAGACAAAUGCAGAGGACCAUCACCCGGCAGAUGUCCUUUGAUCUCACGAAGUUGCUGGUCACCGAGGAUUGGUUCAGUGACAUCAGUCCUCAGACCAUGAGACGAUUACUCAAUAUUGUUUCUGUGACAGGGCGGUUACUAAGAGCCAAUCAGAUUACUUUCAACUGGGACAGGCUGGCCAGCUGGAUCAACCUUACAGAGCAGUGGCCGUACCGAACUUCAUGGCUCAUACUGUAUCUGGAAGAGACUGAAGGUGUCCCCGAUCAGAUGACACUAAAGACCAUCUAUGAGAGAAUAUCAAAGAACAUUCCAACAACUAAAGAUGUUGAGCCACUGCUUGAAAUUGAUGGAGACAUAAGAAAUUUUGAAGUGUUUCUGUCUUCAAGGACCCCGGUUCUUGUGGCUCGAGAUGUAAAGACCUUUUUGCCGUGCACAGUAAACCUGGACCCCAAACUGCGGGAGAUCAUUGCAGACGUUCGAGCUGCAAGAGAGCAGAUCAACAUAGGAGGCCUUGCAUACCCUCCACUACCUCUGCAUGAAGCCCCUCCUCGGCCACCUUCUGGGUACAGCCAGCCUGCAUCUGUCUGCUCUUCCUCAGCAUCUUUCAACGGGCCAUUCCCAAGCGGGGUUGUGUCCCCUCAACCUCACAGCAGCUACUACAGCGGCAUGUCGGGCCCCCAGCACCCCUUCUACAACAGGCCAUUCUUUGCCCCAUACCUUUACACGCCAAGGUAUUACCCUGGCGGUUCCCAACAUCUCAUCUCACGUUCAUCAGUAAAAACGAAUUUGCCCAGAGAUCAGAACAAUGGCCUAGAAGUUAUCAAGGAGGAUGCUGCUGAGGGGCUUCCUUCACCCACAGACUCCUCGAGGCCGUGUGACUCUGGGUUUAACAAGCAGAGACAGGGUUCGGCCACUGUAGGCACAACACUGUUACUGAGUUCAAUGACCGUGGAUGUCGUUUCUGAGAAACUAAGGCAAAUAGAAGGGCUGGACCAGACUAUGCUGCCUCAGUAUUGCACAACAAUCAAAAAGGCAAACAUAAAUGGCCGGGUAUUGGCUCAGUGCAAUGUUGACGAGCUGAAGAAAGAGAUGAAUAUGAACUUUGGAGACUGGCAUCUUUUUAGAAGCAUGGUCUUAGAAAUGAGAAGUGUGGAAAACCAGGUGGUCCCUGAAGACCCUCGUUUUCUCAAUGAAAACUCCAGCGCCCCAGUUCCUCAUGGGGAAGCUGCUCGCCGCACUUCUCACAGUGAACUGCCUCACACAGAGCUUUCCAGCCAGACCCCCUACACCCUGAACUUCAGCUUUGAAGAACUGAACACACUUGGCCUGGACGAGGGAGCCCCGCGGCACAGUAAUCUGAGUUGGCAGUCACAAACUCGCAGAACCCCAAGUCUCUCGAGUCUCAAUUCGCAGGACUCCAGUAUUGAAAUCUCAAAGCUUACUGAUAAGGUGCAGGCCGAAUAUAGAGAUGCCUAUAGAGAAUACAUCGCUCAGAUGUCCCAGUUAGAAGGGGGGACAGGGUCAGCAACCAUAAGUGGCAGGUCUUCUCCACACAGCACAUACUAUAUAGGUCAGAGCUCCUCAGGGGGCUCCAUCCAUUCUAACCUAGAACAAGAGCGGGGGAAGGAGAGUGAGCUAAAGCAGGAGGACGGGCGCAAGCCCUUCUUAAUGAAGAGGGGGGAUGUCAUAGACUACUCCUCAUCAGGGGUGUCCACUAAUGACGCCUCACCCCUGGACCCCAUUACUGAGGAAGAUGAAAAAUCCGACCAGUCAGCUAGUAAGUUGCUCCCAGGCAAGAAAUCCUCAGAACGGCCCAGUCUCUUCCAGACAGACCUGAAGCUUAAGGGAGGUGGUCUGCGCUACCAGAAGCUGCCCAGUGAUGAAGAUGAAUCCGGUACGGAAGAGUCAGAUAAUACCCCGCUGCUCAAAGAUGAUAGGGAUAAAAAAGCCGAAGGCAAAGCAGAGCGAGCGUCUAAAUCCCCAGAGCACAGCGCCGAGCCAAUCCGAACAUUCAUUAAAGCAAAAGAAUAUUUGUCAGAUGCCCUCCUUGACAAAAAAGAUUCCUCAGAUUCAGGAGUGAGAUCCAAUGAGAGUUCUCCCAACCACUCUCUUCACAAUGAGGCGGCAGAUGACUCCCAACUGGAAAAGGCAAAUCUCAUAGAGCUUGAGGACGACGGCCACACUGGGAAGCGUGGGAUGCCGCACAGUCUGAGUGGCCUGCAAGAUCCGAUUAUAGCUCGGAUGUCCAUUUGCUCGGAAGACAAGAAAAGCCCUUCCGAGUGUAGCCUGAUUGCUAGCAGCCCUGAAGAAAGCUGGCCUGCGUGCCAGAAGGCGUACAAUCUGAACCGAACACCCAGUACCGUGACUCUCAACAACAACACCGCGCCAGCUAACAGAGCCAACCAAAACUUUGAUGAGAUGGAGGGAAUCAGGGAAACCUCUCAGGUCAUUUUGAGGCCUGGGCCCAGUCCCAACCCUACGGCUAUUCAGAAUGAAAACCUGAAGGGUGUGGCGCACAAGCGAAGCCAGCGGUCCAGUUACACAAGGCUCUCAAAAGAUGCAUCCGAGCUGCACGCAGCCUCCGCAGACAGCACAGGCUUUGGAGAAGAGAGAGAGAGCAUUCUCUGAGGGAAAGAGAUGUGAAGUAGCAUCGUCCUGCCCUAGGGACGAGAUUGUCUCUAAAGCAGAGACAUGAAGUAGCCUUGUCCUGCCAAGAGAUGAGACUGUCUGUAAGGGAAAGAAACAUGAAGUAGCCUUGUCCUACCUAGGGAUGAGACUGUUCCUAAGGGAAAGAGAUGUGCAGUAGCAUUGUCCUGCCUUAGGGAUGGGACUGCAUGAACUCUGGAUUGAUCCAUCACCAUUAUUCAUCAUGUUUAUGCAUCACAGAUAACUGAUAGGUGGUCAGGCAUGUGAUGAAGAGUAGAGGGAAGUCAUCUCCAUUGUCUCCUGCAUCAUGGACUUUACAGUCUCAUCACCAUCAUUAUGCCCUUCCCUGGCACACUGCUGCACUGACUGAUGAGAGACAGGCUGGAUAUAAAAUAGGUCAGAAGUGUAUCUAAAGCCAAAAGGAAGCAAACCUAGAGAUCUCCUUUAUACAAUAUUCAUGAAACAUGUGAGGGAAGAUGUAGUGUUAGAUGAAGCGGAAACCAAUUUUGCUGUUAAGAGUUUAGUCUUGGUACAGAUUUAUAGGUUUAGAGUAGAGACCAGAGACUAAAAGUGAAUGCCUAGCAAAUGGAUAGCCAGUGUUCUGCACAAGACCUAUUGUUUUUUAAAGAGGUCUUAGAAUUUCAGGAGAAAAUACAUACUGAAGAGGGUGAUAAAAUCAAUAAGAGAGUGAGUCAUGGUGAGUCGUUAGCAGAGGAGAUGGGUAGAGCAGUAUGUUCCUGGGAUGCUCUCUCCAGACCCAGCCCAGGCUUCCCACACCUGUGCCCUCAAAACCAUCUUGGGCUGUUCUGCAACUCCUUCAUUAUGCAUCUAAUCUAGCUUAGCUCGUGGUGAUUAAACCCAGGACCUCACAAAUGCUAGGUAAACAUUCACUGAGCUACAUCCCCAGCCCUAAACACAAGUCCUUUCUCUGGAGAUUCAGGAAGACAUGGGUGUAAGAGGCACCAGUAAAUUCUUUCUGAAUGAAUGUAUCAGGAAAUUGUUACAUUUAAAGAGCUAAUGACAAUGACACUAGACAAGUGACAAGCAAAUAAUUUGGUAAAAUUGAGUCACCGCCUUCUGAACUGCAACAUGUUUUUCACGUGUGUUCCUAAAUCCGCAUUUUAAUUCCAGGAGAAAUUAUAAGAACCACCGUUGGCUUUUAAAAAGAGCUUAGAAGCAUGCAACAAAGCAAGAAGAAAAAGAUAGAGCCAGUGUGACCAUGAUGCCACACUUCCCAUUAUUCUUAGCAAAGCUAGAGUGAGCACAAACAUUUAAGUAUCAUGUAGGCUAGAAGUGCCUGUCAUCAUCACGCAUCAAAACUGUGUGUCACUGAUCAGAGCUUGUUCAUGUAGUCAGUGCUAGCAGUAUGUCCUGAGCCACGGUAGGCUUGUAGACGGUGAGGUGGCAGGCUUUGUGUUUGUGGAGGUGUCCCAUCACUGACUGCACCUGUGUUGUUUACUUGACACUGUGCUGGAAACUGCCCCAUGUUUCAGUGCCCGGCUGUUUGAGUGUAAUUGAGCAUUUUCAUGAAGUGCAUAUGUUGCAUGAUCUUUAACAGGUAUUUUAAACUUUAAAAACAGCACGAUGUUACUGACAUGAUGCAUUUUACUACUUGUAGUGUUUAUUAGUUUGCAAUAUCAUGUAAUUGAUACUUCAGAAGCCGCUUGGCUUCUUUCCAGGUGAGUGGCUAUGGCUCCCAGUCCCGGGAUCCCUUUAUCCACACUGUCUGUGAAGUCAUUACUGGAGUGCCAUGCGCACACGUAGACGAGGAACAAUAAAGACUUGCAUGCCA